AUGUUCGCCCACGACCAAUGGCUGGUGUUCCAGUUGCUGGCAGCAAGCCUUUGCAGAGGGCAGCUUACCAUCUUCGCAGCACCGUUGCUGGCGCAACGCUUUGCCAGCGAGGGAGCAGAGGUCGAUCUCAACUUGGGUCAUAUUCGCCUGGCCGGCACAGCGGCUGUACUGGGCUGGCCGCGAUACGGCGACAUCUGCGAAGGACCACUGCGGCUCUUUGACGUCGAGACGAACUGCACACUGAGCCGCACGGUGCCACCUCAGACGACUCCCUGGAUCGCAGUGCUCCGGCUUCGGAGGAAGCAUGGCUGCCCCUCCUUGGCAACAGCGCUUCGGAGGGUCGAGGCUGACACCGGUGAGACCAUCUGUGGCACGGUCGUCCUCGAGGCCGAUGCCGCCUUGCCGGAGCUGCUGCCAGGCGAGGCUCCGGCCAGCUUCGUUCCGGUGCUUCGCCGUCCCGCCGCCUCCGCGGGCUUGGCUGCAGCCUUGGAAGAGGCGGAAGCAGAGGGCCUAGCCGCCAUUCGUGGGGAGCUUCGCUGGGGCCAGCCUCUGCUCGUGGAGUCGCUUCUGAGCAAGUCGCUGCCCAUCGAGUUCUGGCUGAAUCCUGCCUCGGCUGCGGGCCGCCAGCAGCUCCGUGCAGCGGCGGUGGCGCUGCGGCCGCUGAGGCAGCAUCUGACGUGGCAAAUCCACUGGCCAGUCACUUGGAGGUCCAAGAGCUCGGAGAAGGCCACGGAGUUCUGCAUCGCAGGAUCCGAUCUGACCAGCUUUGAUGCAGCAGGCUUCGUCUGCAUGGCCUCCGGCAAGGCCUCCGACUCGGCGGCGGCGCUGCUGCAAGAGGCUGCCCACCUUCGCUGCGUGGAAGACGGCGACUUCGAGAAGGCCAUGCGCUGGGAGUACCUCGAGAGGACUUUCGCGGCCUGUGAAGAUGGCGAUGGAGCUGCAUCUUGCAGUGCGCGGCAGCUCCAGGCGCUGGGCGACAAGCGCUGUGUGCCCAACAACUUCACCGCUUUCGUCUUGUCGGAGGCCAGGAAGCCUCGACCGUGGCCCAUGGGCCUUCGAGGUGACUCGCCAGACUUCGCUGUUCGAAUCGCCGGCUGGGCUUUCGGUGGCAUGCCCGAGGCCGAAGCCAUCUUCGAGGCGGUCUGCGCCGUCCUACGGCUCCCGGGCCCUGCAAAGCCGUCUGCCUGUGGCGAAGUCUGGCACUGGCGUGCGCCCGGAUGGUUCCUGCGUCGAGUACCACUUUGGCCACACAGCUGCUUGUCCUUGCUGCUGAGCUUUCUCCUGCCCUUCUGCUGGCCAGCAUUGAGGAGGACCUUCAGCUGCUGCUGUGCGCGCAGGAGAAGCUGA
Molecule: messenger RNA, 1347 nt
Organism: Symbiodinium sp. CCMP2592
Lineage: Eukaryota; Dinophyceae; Suessiales; Symbiodiniaceae
Source: the annotation of a GenBank genome assembly